Messenger RNA from Physeter macrocephalus (sperm whale), 4915 nucleotides. It is a transcript of the gene ZNF521, whose product is annotated as zinc finger protein 521. Bases 155 to 4138 code for a protein of 1327 amino acids. NCBI's taxonomy places the organism in Eukaryota, Metazoa, Chordata, Mammalia, Artiodactyla, Physeteridae. Gene Ontology annotation, biological process: regulation of transcription by RNA polymerase II. Gene Ontology annotation, molecular function: DNA-binding transcription factor activity, RNA polymerase II-specific; chromatin insulator sequence binding; RNA polymerase II transcription regulatory region sequence-specific DNA binding. Gene Ontology annotation, cellular component: nucleus; chromosome. The record is from RefSeq and is a predicted model, not a curated record. The transcript is spliced from 9 exons.
CUGACAAUGAUUUCCUCAGUGAUUACGUACAGAGCGAGUCCCUGCGGGUUAGGGGCCCCCUCUGGAGCCAUCCUGAUGGCUUUGGGGGCCUUGCUUCCAUUUUCCAUUAUUAUGUGGACUACCGGAGCGACAGCGCAGUCCAAGACCUUGCAGGAUGUCUCGCCGCAAGCAAGCGAAACCGAGAUCCCUCAAAGACCCCAACUGUGAACUUGAAGACAAGACUGAAGAUGGAGAGGCAGGGGACUGUAAGAAGAGGCCGGAAGAUGGGGAGGAGCUGGAAGACGAAGCCGUGCACAGCUGUGACAGCUGCUUCCAGGUGUUUGAGUCACUGAGCGACAUCACAGAACACAAGAUUAAUCGAUGUCAGCUGACAGAUGGAGUGGAUGUGGAAGAUGACCCCACUUGCUCCUGGCCAGCUUCCUCACCUUCGAGCAAGGACCAGACUUCCCCCAGCCACGGAGAAGGUUGCGAUUUUGGAGAGGAAGAAGGUGGCCCUGGACUCCCUUAUCCAUGCCAAUUCUGUGACAAGUCGUUCAGUCGUCUCAGCUACCUAAAGCACCAUGAGCAGAGUCACAGCGACAAGCUGCCUUUCAAAUGCACUUACUGCAGUAGGCUGUUCAAACACAAGCGGAGCCGAGAUCGCCACAUCAAACUCCACACUGGGGACAAGAAGUACCACUGCAGCGAAUGCGACGCCGCAUUCUCCAGAAGUGAUCACCUGAAGAUCCACUUAAAGACUCACACGUCCAACAAGCCAUAUAAAUGUGCCAUUUGUCGCCGUGGGUUCCUGUCCUCUAGUUCCUUACACGGACACAUGCAGGUUCACGAAAGGAACAAGGACGGCUCCCAGUCUGGUUCCAGGAUGGAGGACUGGAAGAUGAAGGACACUCAGAAGUGCAGUCAGUGCGAGGAAGGCUUUGACUUCCCGGAAGACCUCCAGAAGCACAUUGCAGAGUGCCACCCCGAGUGCUCCCCGAACGAGGACCGGGCGGCCCUCCAGUGUGUCUACUGCCACGAGCUCUUUGUGGAGGAGACCUCCCUGAUGAACCACAUGGAGCAGAUGCACGGCGGGGAGAAGAAGAACUCCUGCACCAUCUGCUCCGAGAGUUUCCACACUGUCGAGGAACUGUACAGCCACAUGGACAGUCACCAGCAACCGGAGUCAUGCAACCACAGCAACAGCCCUUCCCUGGUCACGGUGGGCUAUACCUCCGUGUCCAGCACGACUCCGGACUCCAACCUCUCAGUGGACAGCUCGACCAUGGUGGAAGCCGCCCCACCAAUCCCCAAGAGUCGAGGGAGGAAGCGGGCCUCUCAGCAAACCCCGGACAUGACCGUCCCCGCGAGUAAACAGGCAAAAGUCACCUACAGCUGUAUUUACUGCAACAAGCAGUUGUUUUCGAGUCUGGCGGUUCUGCAGAUUCACCUGAAAACUAUGCAUUUAGAUAAGCCAGAGCAGGCCCACAUUUGUCAGUAUUGCUUGGAGGUAUUGCCCUCCCUCUAUAACCUCAAUGAACAUCUUAAGCAAGUGCACGAAGCUCAGGACCCAGGUCUGAUCGUUUCUGCCAUGCCUGCCAUAGUCUACCAGUGCAACUUCUGCUCCGAAGUUGUCAAUGACCUCAACACCCUUCAGGAACACAUCCGAUGUUCUCACGGAUUUGCCAACCCUGCGGCUAAGGACAGCAACGCUUUUUUCUGUCCCCAUUGCUACAUGGGGUUCCUCACUGACUCUUCCCUCGAAGAGCAUAUCAGGCAGGUCCACUGCGACCUCAGUGGCUCCCGAUUUGGGUCUCCAGUGCUCGGGACUCCAAAAGAACCAGUCGUAGAAGUCUAUUCUUGUUCCUAUUGUACAAAUUCUCCAAUAUUCAACAGCGUCCUUAAACUGAACAAGCACAUCAAAGAGAAUCAUAAAAACAUUCCCUUGGCCCUGAAUUAUAUUCACAACGGGAAGAAAUCCAGGGCCUUGAGCCCCCUCUCUCCUGUGGCCAUAGAGCAGACAUCUCUCAAGAUGAUGCAGGCGGUCGGGGGUGCGCCUGCGCGGCCGGCGGGAGAGUAUAUCUGUAAUCAGUGUGGUGCUAAGUACACGUCCCUGGACGGCUUUCAGACUCACCUGAAAACUCAUCUCGACACCGUGCUUCCGAAACUGACCUGUCCUCAGUGCAACAAGGAGUUCCCCAACCAAGAAUCCCUGCUGAAGCACGUCACCAUUCAUUUUAUGAUCACCUCCACGUACUACAUCUGCGAGAGUUGUGACAAGCAGUUCACGUCGGUGGACGACCUUCAGAAACACCUGCUGGACAUGCACACCUUCGUCUUCUUCCGCUGCACCCUCUGUCAAGAAGUUUUCGACUCGAAGGUCUCCAUUCAGCUCCACUUGGCCGUGAAGCACAGUAACGAGAAGAAAGUCUACCGCUGCACGUCCUGCAACUGGGACUUCCGCAACGAGACAGACCUGCAGCUGCACGUGAAGCACAACCACCUGGAGAACCAGGGCAAAGUGCACAAGUGCAUCUUCUGCGGCGAGUCCUUCGGCACCGAGGUGGAGCUGCAGUGCCACAUCACCACCCACAGCAAGAAGUACAACUGCAAGUUCUGCAGCAAAGCCUUUCACGCCAUCAUCCUGCUGGAGAAGCACCUGCGGGAGAAGCACUGCGUGUUCGAUGCCAAGACGCCCAGCUGCGGUGCCAACGGGGCCUCGGAACAGGUGCAGAAGGAGGAGGCGGAGCUGCAGACCCUGCUGACCGACAGCCAGGGCUCCCACAACAGCCACGACGGGAGCGAGGAGGACGUGGACACCUCGGAGCCCAUGUACGGCUGCGACAUCUGCGGGGCGGCCUACACCAUGGAGACCCUGCUGCAGAACCACCAGCUGCGGGACCACAACAUCCGGCCCGGGGAGAGCGCCAUCGUGAAGAAGAAAGCCGAGCUCAUCAAGGGCAACUACAAGUGCAACGUGUGCUCUCGAACCUUCUUCUCGGAAAACGGCCUCCGGGAACACAUGCAGACCCACCUGGGCCCCGUCAAACACUACAUGUGCCCCAUCUGUGGGGAGCGCUUCCCCUCCCUCUUGACUCUGACCGAACACAAAGUCACGCACAGUAAGAGCCUCGAUACCGGAAACUGCCGCAUCUGCAAGAUGCCGCUCCAGAGCGAAGAGGAGUUUCUAGAGCAUUGCCAAAUGCACCCCGACCUGAGGAAUUCCCUGACGGGAUUUCGCUGUGUGGUCUGCAUGCAGACGGUGACCUCCACCUUAGAACUCAAAAUCCACGGGACGUUCCACAUGCAAAAGACGGGCAACGGGUCUGCGGUCCAGCCCACGGGGCGUGGCCAGCAUGUCCCCAAACUGUACAAGUGCGCGUCCUGCCUCAAGGAAUUCCGUUCCAAGCAAGAUCUGGUGAAACUUGACAUCAACGGCCUGCCAUAUGGUCUGUGUGCCGGCUGCGUGAAUCUCAGCAAGAGCGGCAGCCCGGGUAUCAGCAUCCCUCCCGGCACGAGUAGACCAGGCCUGGGCCAGAAUGAGAACCUGAGUGCCAUGGAGGGUAAGGGCAAGGCCGGGGCGCUGAAGACGCGCUGUUCCAGCUGCAACGUUAAGUUUGAGUCUGAAAGUGAACUCCAGAACCACAUCCAAACGGUCCACCGAGAGCUGGUGCCAGACGGCAACAGCACACAGUUGAAAACGCCGCAAGUAUCGCCCAUGCCCAGAAUCAGCCCCUCCCAGUCGGAUGAGAUGGAAGCAGCUGUUCUAAGGGAGGUGACAGUCCUGUACUCUGCACAGAAGAAGACCUAUCAGUGCAUCAAGUGUCAGAUGGUUUUCUACAAUGAAUGGGAUAUUCAGGUGCAUGUUGCAAAUCACAUGAUUGAUGAAGGACUGAACCAUGAGUGCAAACUCUGCAGCCAGACCUUCGACUCCCCUGCCAAACUCCAGUGCCACCUGAUCGAGCACAGCUUCGAAGGGAUGGGCGGUACCUUCAAGUGUCCCGUCUGCUUUACAGUGUUCGUUCAAGCAAACAAGUUGCAGCAGCAUAUUUUCUCUGCCCAUGGACAAGAAGACAAGAUCUAUGACUGCACACAAUGCCCACAGAAGUUUUUCUUCCAAACAGAGCUGCAGAAUCAUACGAUGACCCAACACAGCAGUUAGUGCAAGCACGGUCUCUCAAGGAGAAUGACUUUUGUGGCACAAAAAGGGAACAUAUUUUACUCUUUGCACGAAACUUUCAUUGUUAAUGUAUAUUAUUCAGAAACAUUGUAUUGUACCAUAAAACUUGUAUUAUCAAAACUGUUGGAUGUUCAUGUGUUUGAACUUUUGAGCACCGGAUAGACCCCCUGUAUAUAAAGUGUCUCACAUGUAUUAUGUCGUCUGAUACUAAAAUGGUCUUAUAAAGACAAGUGGACUUGGGCCCUAUUCAGGCAAGAUUUUAAAAAAAUGUGAGCAAAAUGGCUUAAGAGAAAGUAUUUUCAAGGAAGACAGAUUAAAACAACCCUGUUACACAGGAGACUAUGUUUGGACUUCCUUUUCUUAACACUUAAGCCUAGAAUUUCUCUUUUGGUAUAUCAACAGUUAAACCCAAGACUAUUUUUUAUUGCUGAAGAUUCUUGCAAACCAUGAAGAGAUGUUCUCACAGAACCCCACAGCUGGAUAAGGCCCAUAUAUAUAUUUGUAAGCCUUGCAAUGUGACAGGUAGCAUCACUAUAUAUGCAAUAGUUGUUAUGUAGACUGUCAAAGAAUUUUUUUUUUUCCUGGAUACAUUUGAAGCUUUGAGUGUUCAAGGUUUUCCUUAAUGAUUUCACACAGCCAAAUUCUUGAAUCAGUCGAACUAACCUGUAUGUUACUGUUAUUAAUGUUUACUCUGCGGUCUGAACCUGGAGAUUACUGGAAUUGUUUUCCAAGAGGAAAUAAAUUCAGUUUACCAUUAGG